Wyeomyia smithii (pitcher-plant mosquito) is the source of this 1578-nucleotide messenger RNA. RefSeq lists its product as uncharacterized. Bases 1 to 1578 code for a protein of 525 amino acids. The record is from RefSeq and is a predicted model, not a curated record. NCBI's taxonomy places the organism in Eukaryota, Metazoa, Arthropoda, Insecta, Diptera, Culicidae. The transcript has 2 exons.
AUGCAUUACUUGCGAGUAGCGCUUUCUGGCGAAGCGGCUCGUGUUAUUUCCUCGCUCAAGAUUUCCGCCAACAAUUACCUUGUUGCAUGGAAUUUGUUGAAGGAAUGUUUUGAAAACACGAACCUGCUGGUAAAACGGCAUGUUUCUGCCCUACUUACAAUUCCUUCGCUGAAAAAAGAGUCUGCACAGGGACUUGCAGAUCUCGCCGACGAAUUCGAUCGUCAUGUACAGCUGUUGGAUAAACUCGAAGAUUCUGAAAACCACUGGAACGUCUUUCUAGUAGAGCGAUUGAGUCAAUGUCUUGAUAGCGUUACACUCCGUGAGUGGGAGACACUUAUUUCCGCAGGCGAUGAAUACCCGAAUUACCGAGAAUUACUCGAGUUUAUCCACAGAAGAUCGCGAAUCGUACAAACUUUAAAGCUCUCCCAAUCGGCAAACACCCAGUUCGAGAUCAAGCAUCCCAAACCCCGAUCAGUUGUUGCCCAUGUCGCUUCCGACAACGUUACCCAGUGCGUCAGCUGUAAGCACGCUCACUUCCUGUUCCAGUGUGACCAGUUCCGUUCACUCUCUCCACAACAACGGUUCGAAGUCGUGAAGAAGCACGGGCUGUGCAUUAACUGUCUCAAGGGAACACAUCAAGCGAAAAACUGCUCCAGAGGUUCCUGCAAAAGCUGCUCUAAGAAGCACCACUCAUUGUUACACCUGCCACCUCUCUCGUCGGCUUCCGGUUCACUACCAGUGGCAACAGUCAAGCAGCCCACAGUGUACCAACCCGCUGCAGCAUCCACUUCACAGUCGUGCCAAAUGUCGCAUUUCGUUCCAAACCUCCUCGGAGGCUCUUCGUCGCAGGAGCUCGCGGCUGCCUCACCAUCUAUCAAUUCGUCGGUUCGAUCGAUCGCAGUCGUCGCGCGAGUCUUCCUGGGUAGCGGUUCACAGCCAAGUAUCAUCUCCGAAGCGCUAUGCCAAAAGCUUCGUUUGACACGAACGAAACUGAAUUCGCCAGUCAGUGGGAUCGGACAAUCGAUAGUUAACGUUCGCUAUGCUGUAACCGUCUCGCUCGCCUCUCGUUUCGAAAAUUUCAUGACCCAACCGGACUGCUUAGUACUGCCGAAACUUACCGUCUCGCUGCCUAGUUACCACAUUGACAUCUCUCGCUGGCGGAUCCCUAGAAAUCUUCCACUGGCUGAUCCGCAAUUUAACAUAAGCCAAGGUGUGGACAUGAUAAUUGAAGCUGGUCUAUUUUUCGAGCUUCUCGAAAACCAGCAACUCUCUCUUGCCGCUGGCUAUCCCACGUUGCAGAAAACGGUUCUAGGCUAUAUCGUCUGUGGAAAGAUAGAGCAGCCGACCACAGAAGUCACUGGCACACAGUCUUGCCACUUUUGCGUAGAAGAUACGCUUGAUACCAUGCUUCAACGUUUCUGGGAAAUCAAGAAUUUCGAUGACGGUAAAGCUCUCACUCCAGACGAACAAUUCUGCGAAGAACACUUUCAAUCGACUGUUACUCGUGACGAAACGGGCCGCUAUGUUGUUCGUCUGCCACUCAAGGAAGCCAAGGGGGAAAUGCUAGGAGAUUCAUAA